GAAGCUUUAGGGUAUUUCUCACCAACUCGUUGCCGCUUAUAAGGUUCUUUAUCUCGAAUCAUACGUGGACAUAAUUAUUUGGAUAAUAAAUAGAGGAAGUUUAUAAUUAGUCUAAUGCAAAAUGAGUACCGCAACACUGAAACGUGACGAAAUCCUUCUGCUUUUUGACGUGGAUGGGACUUUAACUAUGCCCAGAUCUGUAGUCACUCCACAGUUUGAGGAGUUCUUUUACACAAAGGUGAAACCCAGGGCGACCAUCGGAAUUGUUGGAGGAUCCGACCUGGAAAAGAUGUUCGAACAGCUGAAUGGUCAGAAGAUCCUCAACGAGUUUGAUUUUAUAUUCCCGGAGAAUGGAUUGGUGCAGAUUGAAGGUGGAAAGGAGGUGGGCAAGCAGAAUAUUAUCAAGCAUCUGGGAGAGGAUACUCUGAAACGGUUCAUCAACUUUGUCCUGAGGUAUCUAUCCGAGCUGGAUGUGCCCAUUAAGAGGGGAACCUUUAUCGAGUUCCGAAACGGUAUGAUGAACGUAUGUCCCAUCGGAAGGCAGUGCACUAGGGAAGAGCGGAAUACUUUCGCGGCCUACGACAUUGAACACAAGGUGCGGGAGAAAAUGAUCAAGGACCUCAAGAAGGAAUUUGCUGAUGUGGAUCUCACGUACUCUAUUGGUGGUCAGAUAAGUUUUGAUGUCUUUCCCCAUGGUUGGGAUAAAACCUACUGCCUGCGUCAUAUCGAAGCCUAUUAUAAGUUUAAGGAAAUCCACUUCUUUGGUGAUAAAACGGAACCGGGCGGCAAUGAUUAUGAGAUUUACAGCGAUCCUCGAACUAUCAGCCAUAGGGUAUAUACUCCCGACGACACUCAACGCAUUCUUACGGAGAUUCUUGAGUUGUGAGACAAUUGAGCUUACUUUAAAAUAUUCCAUUUUGAUAUAUGUGUACGAUUGUUAAACAAAUUUAAUAUAUAGUCAUUUGAAAGUA
This is a messenger RNA of Drosophila eugracilis, 971 nucleotides long. It is a transcript of the gene Pmm2, whose product is annotated as phosphomannomutase. The transcript has a single exon. The coding region runs from base 122 to 886 and encodes 254 amino acids. Gene Ontology annotation, molecular function: phosphomannomutase activity. Gene Ontology annotation, biological process: mannose metabolic process; protein N-linked glycosylation; GDP-mannose biosynthetic process. NCBI's taxonomy places the organism in Eukaryota, Metazoa, Arthropoda, Insecta, Diptera, Drosophilidae. Gene Ontology annotation, cellular component: cytosol. The record is from RefSeq and is a predicted model, not a curated record.